Messenger RNA from Hippopotamus amphibius kiboko, 1181 nucleotides. It is a transcript of the gene PRSS27, whose product is annotated as serine protease 27. NCBI's taxonomy places the organism in Eukaryota, Metazoa, Chordata, Mammalia, Artiodactyla, Hippopotamidae. Gene Ontology annotation, biological process: proteolysis. Bases 75 to 1049 code for a protein of 324 amino acids. The transcript is spliced from 6 exons. The record is from RefSeq and is a predicted model, not a curated record. Gene Ontology annotation, molecular function: serine-type endopeptidase activity.
CGUCGUGCUCGUGCUCACGGAGCUCCUGCCACCGCUGUCCGCUGCCUGGCGGGCACUGCAGCCAGGACGAAGCCAUGAGGCAGGUGCCGGCUGUGGCCCUGCUCCUGCUGCUGCUGCGGUUUGGGACUCAGGGGGCUGAGACAUUAAGCGUCUGCGGGCGCCAGAGGAUGAUGAACCGGAUGGUGGGCGGGCAGAACGCCAUGGAGGGCGAGUGGCCGUGGCAGGUCAGCAUUCAGCGAAACGGAAGCCACUCUUGUGGGGGCAGCCUCAUCACAGAUCGGUGGGUCCUCACCGCAGCGCACUGCUUCUCCAACACCUCUGAAACAUCCCUGUACCAGGUCCUGCUGGGGGCACGGCAACUGUUGAAGCCAGGGCCACACGCCAUGUACUCCCGGGUGAAGCGGGUCGAGAGCAACCCCCUGUACCAAGGCAUGGCCUCUAGUGCCGAUGUGGCCCUGGUGGAGCUGGAGGCACCUGUGACCUUCACCAAUUACAUCUUCCCCGUGUGUGUGCCUGACCCUUCGGUUGUCUUUGAGACAGGCAUGAACUGCUCAGUCACCGGCUGGGGCAGCCCUGGUGAACAAGACCACCUGCCCAACCCCCAGAUCCUGCAGAAACUCACCGUGCCCAUCAUUGACACGCUCAAGUGCAACCAGCUCUACAGCAAGGAUUCCGAGUCCGGCUUCCAGCCGAAAACCAUCAAGGACGACAUGCUGUGUGCUGGCUUUGCUGAGGGCAAGAAGGACGCCUGCAAGGGAGACUCAGGGGGCCCCCUGGUGUGCCCUGUGGGCCAGUUGUGGCUGCAGGCCGGGGUGAUCAGCUGGGGCGAGGGCUGUGCCCGCCGGAACCGCCCAGGUGUCUACAUUCGGGUCACCUCCCACUAUGACUGGAUCCAUCGGAUCAUCCCAGAACUGCAGUUCCAGCGGGCUAGCUCGGGUGGCCAGAAGCGCGACCCCCGGGGCCAGCAGCCCCUCGGCCAGAACUUUGCGCCCUGCCUGACAGCCCAUGCUGUUCUCCUGGUCCUCACGGCCCUGCUCACCGUCCUCUGAGCCAAGCGCGGGCCAUUGGGCCAGUGGCGCCCUGGGGCCCAAGGUGUACAUUUGUAAAUAGCUCUCCUACUCUCCCGUCUCUCAAAUGCCCACUUAUUUUUAUUUAUGUUCACUCUCCAAUAAAAACCCAAC